GCACCUGUUCAUCCAGGUGAAUAUCGCCAAAGAUAACAACUACUUCCUCGAAAGGAUUACAAGAUAAUACUUUGAGAAAUAUUUCUUGUCGUUGGAAUAUACGUGUUAUAAAGAGUUGAUACAAGAAUGGAGCCGAAAAAGAAAAACGCGAUGGCUGUGACACUGGUCUUUGGAAUUUUGGGUGUUUCCCUGCUAAUCGCUUCAUUUGCGACAGACCACUGGGUGAAAUCGUCACCGGUACUAAAGCGGUCCACCCAAUCACCUGCAAAUGAGACUGACGGCAGUGCUACAAAAUACACCGGCAAUAUCACAUUCGGACUUUUUCGUGGAUACCGUGUCCUGGAUUACGGAAUUGGCCCGAGACCGCAGGAUAUAAAUGUUGUGUGUAGUGGGUCCGAUGGGGUCUGCGCCUGGUCAAACAGUUCUGACCCAGCCAAGCGAGCAGACUAUAUGAAGCGUAUUGUCAAGUUUGUCGACAAUGUCAAGACUAAUGGCACUGUGAAGGAUCUCAUCGAUUAUGGUUUGUUUAACUUUGGACUGUGGGUCUCCACCAUAGUUAUGCUUGCCUUGGGGAUUGUCUGGGGGCUGGUAUCCCUCGGUUUCACGGCUUUCAACGUUGUCGGCAAACCCAUCGAGACCAUCACCGGACCGGCCGGACUCUAUCUUUGGAAUGGAUUGGCAGGAACCUUCUCAUUACUAGGGGCUCUUCUCUAUGUUGGAUUGUUCACCAAAGAUUUGGCCACUAAUGUUUUACCGAAAGACGAUGUGGACAUUGGUUGGGAUUCAAAUGAUCGCACACAGCUCGACUACUCUUUCUUUUUUGUGGUCGGGGCAGUCUUGUCCUUCUUCGUCAGUAACAUCAUACUGGUGGUAUCCGGCCAGAAGCUGUCCUGCAGCUACAACAGGGCAGCAGAGAAGGAGCUGGACAAUGGCAUGAUCCUCUACUGAGUGGUCAGUCGAUCUUCUCAGAACACAGUGUGGAACUGGUCAGUCAAGCACCCUCGAGCCAGUUGGACAUGGACAGUGGGGCACACAGCGUGGCAGUCGUCAGUCAAGUGGAACCUAAUGUGACUCUAGCUGUCUUUCGUGAUGUUUGGUACUUAAUGUGACCCAAGGGGCCUUGUGUGACUCUUGGGACCUUGUGUGACACUUGGGACCAAUGUGACACUUGGAACCCGGUCUAACUCUUGGAACCUUGUGUGAUUCUUGGGACCUAGUGCAACUCUAGGGAUCUGGUGUAACUCUUGGGACCAAGCAUGACACUUUGAACCUAAUGUGAUGCUUGGGACCUGGUGUGACACUUGCAACUUAGUGUGACUGUUGGACUCGAGUGUGGCUCUGGGGACCUAGUGUGACUCUAGGGACCUUGUGUUACUCUAGGGACCUUGUGUGACUCUAGGGACCUUGUGUGACUCUAGGGACCUUGUGUGACUCUAGGGACCUUGUGUGACUCUCGGGACCUAGUGUGGCUCUGGGGACCUAGUGACUCUAGCGACCUUGUGUUACUCUAGGGACCUUGCGUUACUCUAGGGACCUUGUGUGACUCUAGGGACCUAGUGUGACUCUCGGGACCUAGUGUGGCUCUAGGGACCUUGUGUGACUGGGGACCUUGUGUGACUGGGGACCUUGUGUGACUGGGGACCUUGUGUGACUCUGGGGACCUUGUGUGACUCUGGGGACCUUGUGUGACACUUGCAACCUAGUGUGACUGUUGGACUCUAGUGUGGCUCUGGGGAACUAGUGUGACUCUUGGGACCUAGAGUAACUCCCGAGACCUAGUGUGAUUUAUGGGACCUAUUGGGACCUAGUGUGAGCCAUGGUCCAAGUGUGUACUUAGAAAUUGGGAGUCUCUUGGUACCAAGUGUGACUUUAAAUUUAGGGAUGACUCCAUGACCUUGGAUCACUCUGGGCAUCUUGUGUGACUACUGCCAUGCUUCCCUAUGCAGCUGAAGACCCACCAAUCACCACCACACACAGACACACACAGACACACACACUGUACACACAUACACACUGUACAUACACUCUGUAAAUAGCAAAUGCUUUUGCAAACCUUGUUAUGUCAUGUUCGUCUUAAGAACCCAUGUAAAUGUAUUUAUGCAAGACAUCCUCACCACGAUGAUGUCAGUCCCAAGUCUAGUCUCAUUCAUUCAGAAGUACAUCCCUUCCCUGCAUCAGAAGCCAAAACAUCUAUAAUCAAACAUCAGUCAGGGUUGGUACUGAUACGGACCAGAAUUCUCAUCUUGAUUUUACAGUGAAACCCAUACAUCUGGCUUUCCUACAAUCACAGAGUAGAUUAUAUAAUGUUAUAUACACUCUAUUUAUGUAAGAGGACCUUUCUAUAUUUACAUAUGAUAUAUUAUGAUGACAGGUUUUUGGGUUUAUCAGAAACCAUAUGCUGGUAUGUGGACUCUGGGUUUAUGAUCAUGAUUAUGAUUGGUAAACAUGCGUGCUGUUGGUAAUUGUCAACAACCAGCCUUCUUCUUGACCCAGUUGAACUUAUAACAGAUAACAAAAACCCAUCUUCAGAGAUGACUUGCCAAGACUUUUCAUGAUUUUCUGUUGCUGUGUUUUGAACAAUUUGUGCAUGGUAGGGGAGAUAACUCUUACAAACAAGAGCUUGUGCUUUCCUGUAAAUAUAUAUAAUGAGUCAUCUUCCCCAUCACCUUUUUGAGCUACGCAUCAUACAUAUUUUUUAAGUAUUUUGUUUGUUUAGAAAUGAUACGAUAUAUAAUUUGAAUGGAAAUUAAAAUCCCAGAAUGACAGUACUCUGAACAUUCCUGUAUUAUACCCUUAAUGUUGCUUGACAUUCUUUUUCUAUAACCAUGGUGACUCAAUAAUCCAUUUUUGCUUGAAGUGUCCAGAUUUCUGUUAAUUUUGAUGGUCUAGUGGUCGAGGAUAUCAAAACAGAAAAUAGCAUGUGCAUGCUUUUGAGAGGCAUUCUGAAAGAUGAUGUUGGAAUCAGUGUCCUGAAACUCACUGCUAUACUAUAUGAGGCAGCAUUUAAAUUUGGAGUGCAGCAAUUCGAAAUGCCAUGAUAAAAUAUAUUUCUGUAGGCAGAUAACAACCCAAAGACCUGAAUGAGUGAAAAAAUGGUGAUAGACUGUUUCUUUGUUAACUGGGGCAGUGGGGUAGCCUAGUGGUUAAAGCAUUCGCUCGUCACACCGAAGACCCGGGUUCGAUCCCCCACAUGGGUACAAUGUGUGAAGCCCAUUUCUGGCGACCCCACCGUGAUAUUGCUGGAAUAUUGCUAAAAGUAGCAUAAAACCAUACUCACUCAUUAUCUCUUUGUUAACUGUUGCAAGUCCAUCGCAAAAAAGCCAAAAUAAUCCCAGACAGCUGAUUUGUAGGAGAGGACAGCCUUUUUAUCCUGUUGUUGCUUACAGUUACAUAUCGUUAUUGUUUUCGUAAGAAUUAAAAAGGCGUUUUUAGUAAUGUUGAUACAUGUUUACAUCCAUUGUUUCAAUUUUUAAGGUCCUGUAUUGCAGUGCCUUAGAGUUUCCGUGUGUUGUUUUACCCUCAGUUUAAUCAUAAUGUACUCACUCGUCAUGAGGGGUGGUGGGGUAGCCUAGUGGUUAAAGCGUUUGCUCGUUAUGCUGAAGACCCGGGUUCAAUUCCCCACAUGGGUACAAUGUGUGAAGCCCAUUUCUGGUAUCCCUUGCCAUGAUAUGCUGGAAUAUUGCUAGAAGCGGUAUAAAAGUAAACUCACUUGCUCCCUGGUCAUGGUGACACACAUCUUUAGGUGAAGGUGAAGAUGUGUGUCUGACAGUCUCGUUAAAGAUGAUCUUUUACUCCUAGUAUGACGCCCCCCCUCUGCUUGACAUUCAGACAAAACUGUUGUAGGUCAUCUGUUUCGGUGAAUCAUCCAGUCGGUUUUGAUGCUUCUAAAUUCUUUGUACGGUUAAACAUGAGUAAGAAAUGGGCAGGUCUGAAUGAAAAUGAUAAAGUUUUUACUAUUACAUUGUGAGAUAUAUUUUAUAUGCUUUUUACUUUUUGCCUAGAUAUUUAAACAUCUAUUUUAUGAGUUUGUACAUGAACCGGAUUGGUCGACAAGCUGUAUAUAUAUAUAUACAUAUAUAUAUAUCUCAUAUCAAGACACUCUAUUCUAAUGCAUCUAUUCUAAUAGUUAUUACAUAAAAUUUCAAAGAAGCCUGCUUUAAUAAAUUAAAAAUUAACAGAUUUCAAUAAAUUUUGUGAACUAUCAGUAUUCAUCUGAAGAGACUGACUAUGGGGGGAUUUGUGUGUUCUUCAUGCAGAAACGUUCUCACAACAAAGUAAAAGAUCAAUUUUAUGUAUUUUUGGGGCUGGACACUGUCCAUUGAAAACUGUGUGUUCCAUCCUUUUCAGUUGUGAUGAGCAUUUACUCCAGAUUAUCUCCCUUGUCACAGCGCUGUACAAUCAUUGGCCCCAUCACUGCUGUUAUAUACAUGUAUAUAUCUUGUGUUUUGUUGUUGUGAUUUGGGCUUGGCGGUUUUGUUGUUGUUUUGUUGUUUCAGUGGCAUUUUGUUAUCACUGAACGAUGUAUACCCACCGACCUACCCUCUAUCUCUCAAUGGAACUGCCCACACUUUUAUGUGGAGCAUUCCAUUAUGAAAUAUAGGGAAUUAUCAAAAUGAUUCUAGUCGAUGAUUACAAAUUGAUUGUUAUGAUUGUGUGAGUCUAGUACAUAUAUUUCCUUGCCUGUGAUGAUAUGGAAGUCAUUGUUUUAGAAUGUUAAUUUGUCUUGUUUGAAGUGAUACCAUUUUAAACUUACAUUGGCCUCGGUCAGCCUGUCUCUCCAAGUGUUCUCACUUUGCCAGCAAGUAUUGUUCUCAAAUAAAACCCCACCUGACUGUGGUAAUCCCUAGAACAAUAGGGAUCAAACUAGCGCCGAGUGCUGCAGGCAUAAGGGGUGUAAUUGUUUAGACAUGCUGUAUCUGUACCGGUAAUAUACAGAAUUUAUUUUAUAUUCACUUCAUUAAUCUCACAAAAUUACAUAUUAUUUCAGUUGUAUAAAGCUUUAUUAUGUGGCAUUAUCUUAAUUUGUCUCAUCUCAAAUGCACAAUAAGUGGCAUAUUUUUUUCAGUGACACUUACAUGGAAAGAGACAAGAUUUAUUUAGAAUUCAAAUACAGUAUUCCUUUUAUUUGUGUUACAGGUAAUGCUACCAGAUUACCGAUGUUCGGUAAAAAACGGUCAAGACAAACUCAAAGUGACUGUAAAUUUAAUGUCAUUGUGACUGUAGUUUAUUUUGUUGAAUAUGUUGACAACUUGUUGAUGCAAUGUUGACAUUAUGUUGACUACUUGUUGAUGCAAUGUUGACAACUUGUUGAUGCAAUGUUGACAACUUGCUGAUGCAAUGUUGACAACUUGUUGACACCUUGUAGAUGCACUGUUGGCAUGUUGACAACUUGUUGAUGCAAUGUUGACUAUGUUUACAACUUGUUGACACUGUUGACAACUUAAUGGUGCAGUGUUGGCACUGUGUUGUGUUGAUGACUUGUUGAUAUCUUGUUGUCACUAUGUUGAUAGCUUGUUGAUAUCUUGUUGACACUGUGUGGACAACUUGUUGGUGCAAUGUUGACACUGUGUUGAUAGCUUGUUGAUGCAGUCUUUACAACUUGUUGAUGGAGUGUUGACAACUUGUUCAUGCAGUUUUGACACUGUGUCAACGACUUAUCAAAGCAGGGUUGACAACUGUUGACAGUUUGUGGACUUUUAAGAUGUUUUCAAGACAUUCCACUUAACAUUUAUUCUUCAUGCUAUGAAACAUGUUUAAAUUUGUUGUUGGAUACAUUUUGUAAUUUAUUUUAAAGAAAACAUAUAUCUUUUUGUAUAUAGCAUGUUAAUGAAAAGACAUUGGGAGCUGGCAGCAUUAAACAAUGUCUAAUGACUUAUGGACAGGGGUUUGGGAACAAGCAUACAACUGAUGAUACAUUCCAGCAACCAUAUGUCUGUGUCUUUGUAAAAUUAUUGAUAAAUGUGUUGAAGAAAUGGCUCCACUCAAAUUUUUCAGACACUUGUUAAAUUUAGAUUUCAGCAUUAUUUUUGUAUGGUAUUCUUUCAUGAUUGUACACGGGCCUCCAUAGGAUUCCAGUUCUGAUUAUAAUUGUAUGGUGUCUACAAUCAAAUAACUCCCUCCAGACUAUUGUGUUAUACAGAGAGGGGUAUUUGAUGGUUACACGGUAGCCCAGUGGUGCAAGUGUCUGAACCAUUUCUGUACCUCACCAUCUCAUGAUGUCCCCAUCACAUGUAAGCCCAUCAGUUUCUACUACAUAGAUGCUUUUAUCUUCUUAUCUAGACCUGCUUAAUUCAUAUACUGUAAAUACGGUUAUAAUGAACUCAAAGGGACAUUAAUUUGAGUUUGUUAUAUCCCUAGUAUGUUACGCGCAUUUUGACUAAAAUAUACGCAAGUGGACAUGACCCCAAAAGUUGUUCGUUAUAUCAGUCAGUUCGUUAUAAGCAUUGUCUUCUUGUUUUGGUCUUGAUGCAGCUGCUUGUUUCUCCUCUGUCUCAUGUUGCAAGGCAACAACCCCAGUAUUCUAGUGUCUACCCAGUAAUCGGUGUCUACCCUAGCUUCUAGAGUCUACCACAUUAAACCUCUGUCUACCCUAGUAUUCCCUUUUCUACCCUAGCAUUCAAGUGUACACCACAUUAAUCCACCAUCUACCCUAGUAUUCCCUUUUCUACCCUAGCAUUUAAGUGUCUACCACAUUAAUACACUGUCUACCCUAGUAUUCCCUUUUCUACCCAAGCAUUCAAGUGUCUACCACAUUAAUCCACUGUCUAAUGGCUAUUUAAGUGUCUACUUUAGUAUUAUUCCUCUGUCUACCCCAGUAUUCAAGUGUCUACCACAUUAAUCCACCGUCUACCCUAGUAUUCCCUUUUCUACCCAAGCAUUCAAGUGUCUACCACUUUAAUCCACUGUCUAAUGGCUAUUUAAGUGUCUACUUUAGUAUUAUUCCUCUGUCUACCCCAGUAUUCAAGUGUCUACCACAUUAAUCCACCGUCUACCCUAGUAUUUCCUUUUCUGCCCUAACAUUCAAGUGUCUACCACAAUGGCUAUUUAAGUGUCUACUCUAGUAUUCCUCUGUCUACCCCAGUAUUCAAGUGUCUACCACAUUAAUCCACCAUCUACCCUCUAUUUAAGUGUCUUCUCUAGUAUUCCUCUGUCUACCCCAGUAUUCAAGUGUCUACCAAAGUAAUCUGGUGUCUGCCUUGAAUUAAUGUGUCUACCCUAGUAUUCCUCCGUCUAUCACAGUAUUAUAGUUUACCCCAGUAUUGAGUCUAAGCUUCCAAGAUAUGGCUUCUUAACAUAUCUUUCAUCCACGUGUUGGGCUGAAUGAAGCAUUAUUUUCCCAACUCCUUUAAGUGAUGGCAGUGAAUUUAGUGAUGUCUACCAGUGUCUACCACAGCGACCCCCUGUCUACCCAACUACUGCAUCUCCUAGUCUUAGAGUCAUGAGUAUCAGAACUUCCAUACUUCGACUACAGUCAUAGCUCUGAGAUCAUUUGUGGAAUUGGGUCUUAUUCCAGGUACCAUCGUCUCAUCACCUGAUCUCUUGUAGUCAUGACAACCUGUCAAUG
Haliotis rubra (blacklip abalone) is the source of this 7564-nucleotide messenger RNA. RefSeq names its product clarin-2-like. Lineage: Eukaryota; Metazoa; Mollusca; Gastropoda; Lepetellida; Haliotidae. The transcript has 4 exons. The record is from RefSeq and is a predicted model, not a curated record. The coding region runs from base 127 to 948 and encodes 273 amino acids.